CAGCUAAGAAAGGCCCUCGACCCAGGCAAACGACGUCAGGCAUUCAUCAACCACACACAUAUCGCGGGAAGUCAUCUUCUGCCAAACUAAUACUGCCAAUCAACAAACCGGUCAAACCGCCCUCCUCACUACUGGGAAUAAAAAACCAAAACAGAGUCUCUAUCAAGAUGGCUGAUCGACGGAGAAUUAAUGGACCGCCUGGUACAACAUUACCGCCCGUUUAUGAGACUACGGAUCCGAUUGCGACCCCCAGGGAAAGGCCGGCAAACGGAAUUCGAGGAUUGUUUCUCAAGACUGGCGUCACUCCCACAGCUUCAGGCUCAGCAUACAUGGAGAUUGAGCCACCACUCGGCCAGAUCAAAUCUCAGGCUGCUUCUCAGUCAAAGACCAAUGGCAUGAAGCUCAUCUGCACUGUCCAUGGGCCUCGUUCGCUUCCUCGAUCCGCACCCUUCUCGCCUUACUUGGUGCUCUCAACUCAUGUCAAAUACGCUCCUUUCGCCACACGUCGACGUCGAGGCUACCUUCGUGACUCGAGUGAGAGAGAUCUCAGCGUUCAUCUCGACACGGCCCUGCGCGGAGUCAUCAUUGCGGAUAGAUGGCCAAAAAGUGGCGUCGACGUGAUUGUUACCAUUAUCGAAGGCGACCAAGAGCGAGAGGCGUCUCACUCCCAAGGCAACGAAGAGUGGGAUAUGAUGAACGUCCUCAGUGGUUGCAUCACUGUUGCCGCGGCGGCUCUCGCCGACGCUGGUAUCGAUUGCGUCGACAUGGUCACCGGCGGUGUUGCAGCUCUUGUCUCUUCAAAUGAACAAGACACCACAGACACAGACGCGCUGUCUAUUGUCUUGGAUCCCGUUUCUCUGGAGCACGACAGAAUACUUGCCGCUUGCUGUGUGGCUUACCUCCCUUGUCGCGCGGAGAUCACCAACCUCUGGGUGAAGGGUCAGCUCUCGCCGUUGGACCCCUUGCUCCAUACGAAACUCAUGGGUCGCGCUAUUCAAGCUUCCAAGGGCAACUACCGCGCCGUUCUCGAGAGGCUCGAAAGCAACCAACCACCCAGUAGUUAAUCGAUUAGGUCAUGGCAAAUUACCUAGCGGAGGUGUGCAGCCCGAGUUCAACAACACGGCGUUGAUUUUUCGCGCCUUCGAAAAGGAGCCACAACUGAGAAUGGCUUCUUGGUGCCUCUGAGCGUCGAAAAAAGUAGCAUGCGUUGUCAUGCAUCAGCUCGGCACAUUUUAUCGGGUGACUCGCACUCGAGUGAUCACGAAGGAGGACGAAGAUCUUGGAAGACUGGCAGGCGAAAGCAAGAUCACCUUGGGGAGCUCAUGCAGAAUUGUCAGAGUAAUGACAGUCACCGAGCCCUCUACACAUAGCCAUACUCGUGACCGGUGCGCACAAUGUGGACUAUGUCGACAACAUCCUGUAUUAUCAGGCGUUGUGGCCAAAUCGGCAAAAGAUACCAGCCCCAUGUAUGAAGAAACAUUGAGAGCUUCAUUCGAUAGAUGAGGGGGUGACAGACAUGGUUAGCAAAAUUUGGAG
Messenger RNA from Colletotrichum scovillei, 1536 nucleotides. RefSeq names its product 3' exoribonuclease. Gene Ontology annotation, biological process: nuclear mRNA surveillance; rRNA catabolic process; U4 snRNA 3'-end processing. The transcript is spliced from 2 exons. Gene Ontology annotation, cellular component: nucleolus; cytoplasmic exosome (RNase complex); nuclear exosome (RNase complex). Lineage: Eukaryota; Fungi; Ascomycota; Sordariomycetes; Glomerellales; Glomerellaceae. The record is from RefSeq and is a predicted model, not a curated record. The coding region runs from base 168 to 1064 and encodes 298 amino acids.